Molecule: messenger RNA, 510 nt
Organism: Symbiodinium sp. CCMP2592
Lineage: Eukaryota; Dinophyceae; Suessiales; Symbiodiniaceae
Source: the annotation of a GenBank genome assembly
AUGAGCACGCCGCCGACCCAGAGCUAUGGAUCUUACGCUUCAAACUCCUCCUCCGGGCAGCUGCCGGUCAUGCUUGGGCGAAAGCCACAGGAUGUGAAGCUCGAGCCAAAAGGUGGCGAGGAGAAGAGGGGUCGCGAAGACGUUCGCCGGAUGAGCACCAAGAAGCGCGGUCUGGACUCAAAGCCGACGUUGAACUUCAAGACGGCAGCAGAAGAGCUUGUCUUCGGGCAGGUCUACAUAGCUUUGCAUCUCACCCGUGGAAUCGACCAUGCGAAUGUUCGGACGAAGGAUAGCUUCUACAUCGUGGGAAAUCGGAACCAUAUACUCUCCUUGAAUGCCGUGUGGUUGGACAGGGAACAGCUCGCCACUCUCUGCAAGGACGUGAAGCGGUUGGGAGCCAAACUGCAUCUUUUCGAAGCUGAACCGUACGCUUUGUGCAAGAAAGACGCUCAGCUGGACUCAGUGUUUUUUUGUAAUGGUUUGUUGGGGUGUAGGGUUCAAGAUUCUUAG